UUCUCGCUUGCACAACUCUCUCCUCAACCCAUCUCCAAUCUUCUCCCUCCUUCCACUAAUAUAAUUCUAGAGAAAAUGUUUGAUAUGAUCAUUGAUGAUUCGAAAUUCAAGAAGCUAGGAAAUGGUGUUUGUUAGAAAUUAAAUGAUCAGAUUACUUGUAAAAUUAUUUUUAUUAAUCACUUUAAUUAAUACACUUAGGAAGCUGAUUGAGGAGAUAGACGAGUACGAUGGUGAGGACCCUCUCUUCCCAUGGAUAAAGUGAGUUCCUUUUUUAUCUAGUCUUGAUAACACAAAGUCUUCUUGAACCUGAGCUUUGAGGUUUCUCUACAGGUGUGUUAAAUGGGUGCAGGAAACGUUUCCUCCGGGUGGAGAGUGCUCGGGGCUGUUGGUGAUUUACGAGCAAUGCGUGAGAAAGUUCUGGCACUCGGAACGGUACAAGGAUGAUCUUCGUUACCUCAAAGUCUGGCGGAGCAUUGUGUUGAUGCGGAAGUUAUUUAUAAGUUUUUGGAGGUUAAUGAUAUUGGAAAGAGCAUGCUUUGUACUACAUAGAUUAUGGGUUGCACAUGGAGUUUACGAGUAAGGUGAAGACGGCUAAUGAGAUUUUCAAUCUCGGAAUCUCUAGGAAUGCAAAGCCUGUGGAGAAGUUGAAUGAUGCUUACAUGAAGUUCAUGGUGAUAACUAUGAGAAGGUCCAAAAGUGUUGAUGAUGAGCCAAAGGAGAAUGAAUUACAGUCAAGAAGUUUUGGGACUGUAUUGUCUAGAGGAGAUAAUAAUAAUACAGGAAGGCAGGCGUUAGGUCCACAAGCAAAGAGAACAAAGCCUAAUCACUCAUCCAGGUCACCUUUGGCUGUCUACAAGGAUACUACAUCGGGGGAUCAAACCGAGACCGACAAGUCAAAACCAGAGUUUGGUUCUUGGCUCAUGCUUGGAGGCAGAGCAGAAAGGAACAAAGAGAACAACGCCUUACCUGGAAAAUGGGCAGCAUUCAAGGUUCCUCAGAAACCUAUUGUGAGAGCUGCUGCUUCUUCCUUUGAGGUUUUUGUCGACGAAAAAGAAUGUACAGAUGAGAGAGUACAGAAGAAGAAGAAGAGUGAAACCAUCUCAUCAUCAUCAAACGUUUUGCCCCUUAAUGAUGGCCGUGAGAUAAAGAAAGAAACAGAGCUGCUGCGACAGAACCCUUUAAGACACUUUCCUUCCAGCAGCUUCCUACGAUGAUGCGGUUCAUCAUCUUUACAAAUAAUCAUCAUAGACAACAAUGUUCUGAAAUUUGAGAUUUGAGCUUUUGUCUAUAAAGCUCUUUAUGUUUUCUGCCUGAUUGAGUUUGUGUUUUGUGUAAUAUGUACUGAGAUUUAUCUACCAUAAUGAAUGAGCAUUUCAUGUUUCUUGAAACUUAUGUGUUCCUUAAUUGAUUCCAGUUAUAACCUUAUGUGUACUGGUUGGUGUCAUAAAAUCAAAAUAUCUAUUAUGGAGCUAGUCCUAAUUCUUAACAAUUUUGUAAUUUCCGAAAUAGAUAUUUUUAAUUUAUGAAAUUAAGAUUUGAUCAGAUAUGCCAUAAAGAGUCUCUACACACAUACUCCAGCAACACCAGCAACACUCUCCACAUCACCAAAAGCACUUGUAUAAUAUGCGAAUACGAUCCUGGAAGUCCCAAUGUUUAUCUCAUCCUGAAAGUUAUUAUUAGUUUACAGAAAUAUUUUUAUUAUUUUCCACCAGUCACCUAUAUGAUCAUUCCCUGUAUGAUUUGUUUUAAAUUAAGGAAUCACGAUGACGAUACCGUAAAUGUGGUCACACCAUUGGUUUAUAAUACUCUAUAUGAAAUGUCUUUUGUUGCUUAUAGUUUAUGGUCUAAUAGCUAGAUUUUGUGUAGAGUUUGAUUGUAAAUUAGUGAUAGAUGCGUAUGAGUACAAAAGAAUAAUUCAUUGGGUACUCCUUCGGGGGAAAAAGGUGGCUUUAAGCUGAGGGGAGGGGGCAUAAUCAAAGCACUAAUAGUCAUUUAAUAAGAUGACUAAAAACGAAUGAUGCGAUUUAGGAGAUAGACUUUGAGUGGUACACAAGGGAAAUUGAGAAAAAUUAGUGGUAAGGGGCAUCAUUUCAUUUCAUUAUCUACCCUUUAAGUCUUUUAAGGGGUUCCUUUCUCCCAAUACUUUUCAUUUACCACUUCACAUACUAUACAUAGUUUACUCUACUAGCAUAUUAAUUUUAUUAAAUUAUAUAUUUCAUAUUGUAAAAACAAUUGAAAUUUAAAUGUGGUAUGUACUUCUACUCUACUAGCAUACUCCCCCUGUUUCAUAUUAAAUGUCACUUUAGCAUUUUUUUAAAUAUAAAAAUGUCAUUCUACAAUUUUUUUUGUUCAACGUCAUUCUACAAUUUCAAUGCAAUUUAUACUUAUUUUUAGUUCAAUAUUAAUUAUAAAAUGCAUUGAUCUUAUGAAUAAAUAUAUUUAUCUAAAAUGUUAUUGGUUAAAUAGAUGACAUUA
Molecule: messenger RNA, 2475 nt
Organism: Brassica rapa (field mustard)
Lineage: Eukaryota; Viridiplantae; Streptophyta; Magnoliopsida; Brassicales; Brassicaceae
Product: mitotic spindle checkpoint protein BUBR1-like
Biological process (GO): meiotic sister chromatid cohesion, centromeric; mitotic spindle assembly checkpoint signaling
Molecular function (GO): protein kinase activity
Source: RefSeq, a predicted model, not a curated record